Gigantopelta aegis is the source of this 1552-nucleotide messenger RNA. Its product is annotated as G patch domain and ankyrin repeat-containing protein 1-like. Lineage: Eukaryota; Metazoa; Mollusca; Gastropoda; Neomphalida; Peltospiridae. The transcript is spliced from 2 exons. The record is from RefSeq and is a predicted model, not a curated record. Gene Ontology annotation, molecular function: nucleic acid binding; protein binding. Bases 203 to 1411 code for a protein of 402 amino acids.
CGAUGAAAUAAAACUUUCAAUAUGUAAAAUAUUCUACACUGGACUCAAGAAUCAGUGGAAGAAAUUACCAACUAUCCUGGACGAAUAACUCCAGUGUGUUGAUGUUUGUUGGUUAUCUCCCUUUAUUACAAAGAAUACAUGUCCAUGGAUAUUCGGUAUAUAAAUUUGAAUACAAAAGGAUUGUAAAUAUAAUUGGUGAAACAUGACACAUCCCAGAUUAAAAGCAGAUUACCAAACACUUGUUCAGUUUGUCCGAGCUUCAGAUCUGAGUAGAACCAGACGUCCGGACUUAAAGCCAGCUUUAACGAAACAAGUUACUUUGGAUGGCCAGAAGGUCAGAACGUUUUAUGAGAAAAUAACUUCAUCAGAGUAUGAAGCACCUACAGAUAAACCUCAAAGAAAAAAAGAACAUGUUAAAAGGGUUAAUAAGACGUCUAAGAAAAAAUUAUCAAAAGUUACAUGUGACGAAAGUAGAAGGGCAAGUUCUGAGGGAAACUUGUCACCUCGUUCCAUGAUUGUAGGUGAAAAGAAGACACACAAUGGAUGUGAGGUGACUGUGCAAAGUAAUUCAUCUUCUGUUAUUGGAGCUGGGUGUGAGGUUCGAACAGGACAUCCGGAGACGGUGUCUAGACUUGGCUUGACGCUGCUGAAACAUGCCCAAGAAGGAGACACUGAACAGGUCAAGACAUGUUUACUGCAGGGUGUUUCCGUGGAUUUCCAGGAUCAGUUUGGUUGGAGUGCUCUGAUGUGUGCAUCAGUGGGUGGACAUCCUGAUACAGUUCAGUUUCUGUUGGAGCGGAAAGCCGACAUUUUCAGAAGGGAAAAAUCUGGCAUGACUGCUCGAGACCUUGCAAGGCAGAAAGGACAGAAUUGUAUUUUGCAACUAUUUGAACAGUCACAGUCCCAUUCAGAAGUGAAUUCCGUUUCAUCGCCAAGCUCAUCCAUGGUCCUGAACACAGACACACGCACCACUUUCUUCUGCACUGUGUGCAAGCAGGAAUUUGUUGACACUAACCAGAGACAGCACCAGACAUCAACCGUCCAUUUGUUUAACAUGCAGCUGAAGCCGAAGUCAAACAAUUACCUUAUCCCAGAGUCAAACGUGGGCUACAGAAUGUUGUUACGGGGUGGAUGGGAUGUGGACAAAGGACUAGGACCUGAUGGUAGUGGUAACAAGUUUCCUGUUAAAACUGUCUUAAAGAGAGACCGCAAAGGACUUGGAUCGGAGCAGAAGGUACCGGCCAAAGUGACGCAUUUCAAUCCUCAUGACACAAAUGCAAUAAACAGCAUCAAACGUAAAUGCGAGAGAAAGGUUUCUGUACGCACUUUAUCAAAAAGGGCAAUGAGGUUGAAGGAAAAACGUGACAGGGAUUGGGAAAUACAGUUAAGGAGGUAUAUGAACAGUGACUGAUGGUGAAUUGUAUACACGGUCAUACCAGACGGGUAGCAAGCGAGCUGGAAAGCAACUUCCACCUACCAAUAUUAUGGAUGUUUGAGCAAGUGUUUUAAAUAUUCUUGUAAUUAAGACUGGAUAAAACUUACAUAUAACAAA